Molecule: messenger RNA, 2109 nt
Organism: Hyaloscypha bicolor E
Lineage: Eukaryota; Fungi; Ascomycota; Leotiomycetes; Helotiales; Hyaloscyphaceae
Exons: 3
Coding region: 1-2109 (702 amino acids)
Source: RefSeq, a predicted model, not a curated record
AUGGCUCAAAAUAUGAACGAGCGAAUGCUUUCUGACGAUUUAAUCGCUUCCGAGCAAGAAAAGAAAGCCUUUGUGAUUGAGAGAAAACCAAUCAACGGACAGCAGCGACCCAAAGUCACCACACCCAAGCCGGUCAAUGGACAACAGUCACUUAAAAGUCCAACACCAACUGAAGAAGCACCCAAAAUUCCUGUUAGCGACAGCCGCUGGGUUGCAUUGAGACGAUGUCUCCUUGUGCUGGCCCCAAUACCCAUAACUGCCGCUCUAAUCACCUUCCAAUUUGUCCAUGUCAUCUAUAUAUCUGCAGGAGAUCGGUAUAUCAGCGAAGUGCAAAACGCGUUGCAGUUAGCCGCAGGGGCUUACGGUACUCUCAUUGUGGCUUCGGUGACUGCAAUAGCGCUACACAGAAUUCGAUAUGAGCUUGCAGAACGGGAUGGAGUUGCACUUGGAUAUCUGCUUGCCGGAUAUCAGCUAAAUCAUUUGACGACACUGCUUUCCAAAGAGUUUUGGACGGGUUCUUAUGCUAGAAAUCGUGGAAGCACCCGUCUACAUCAUCUUUCUCUUGUUGGUUUGGUUGGCCUCUGCAUGUUCUUGGCGCACUAUGGUCAAUCUAUGGGAGCCAUGUUAUUCGUACCAAAGCCCGGUUGGCAGGCGAUCUCUUUGAAACAAAAAGACCUCAUGUUAAUUAACGAAUCCUGCCCAGCAGGAGGGUACUCGACGAUCCUCGAAACAUUACCGAACUGGAACGCAGAGUAUCUAGGACUGUGGAAUCUCACCUUCUUUAAUGACGAUGUGGGCAGAGACGUGGUAUCAGUCCCUCUGAACAUUACCCAAUUGGACUCUGCCAUCACCUCAUCGCCGCAACACGUCUUCGCGCGAUCCCUUGCGAACUACUUCCAAUGGCUACAUGAAUGGAAAUUGACGCUGAUUGGCAUAAACAAGACCCCUUUGCUUAUGCCUUUGGUUCAAGUUCAAUGUGCGCCGAUGCCCGCGAACAGCUCCACGAUUGACUUUCCGUUCAGCAGCUUACUCUAUGCGCCGCUCUUUUAUUUGCCAAACACUACGAACUGGACUUUGAACGCCUCGGAAUUUCCACCAAACUUAGGAAAGCCAAUUCAGUUUUCAUGGGCAAAUUUAUCCGGAAUCAAUCCUGGUCCUUCAUUGGGUGCAGUCAUUAGAUUGUCCCAAUUGCCAAGCAAUCUAACAAACUCGACCGUCACCUACAGCUCGACAACAGUGCAGCUUUCCAAUGAGACGAUAUUCGCAUGCACAAUAGACGCAAGGUGGGCCCCCGUUAAGUUGUACUUCCAACCUUUUGUCGAUGGAACUGUUCACCCCGACAACGUUUACCCUGAUAUUCGAACUCCAAAUAUUUCACAGAUACAAAUCGAUCCCACCUGGGCUGAAUCACUGAAUCUCCCCAUUCCAGGCACAGAUCUGACGGCUAUGGAAACACUUAUCCAAUCCAUUGUCGCUAAAGACUUAGAGGAUCCACACAACCAUGACUCUGCAUUAUUCUUACCAGAACUCGCAGUUUCACUUGGGCUAACGAUCACGGAUGGUUUGGCGAGGAUAGGUUGGCAGGAGCGCUUUGCAUUUACUUCGAAGCAAGGGACAGAUACUUUCAUGCUUACUACUAUAUCAGACGAGGGAAAAUUCCUGAAUACUGUACCAUAUUCUCCUGAUCAGACUAGAAAUUGGCUGCACUUGGAAUGGACGGAGGAGCAUUAUGGGUACGGGUACUCUGCCACGACGAUCACAGCCAAGGUUGCGAUCGCCGUACUUCUCCUUCAUUCAGCUCUUGCUAUCGGCCAUACUAUCGUAGUGUGCUUCCCCAAGAAAGUCUGGACUUGUGAUAGUUGGGGGACCAUUGGUGGUCUGGUUGUUCUUGCGAUGAACUCGCGGCCGAAUGAGAGGUUGAUGAAUAUGAGUGCGGGUAUCAAAUUAAAACGAUCAUGGCAGGAAAUUGUGAAAAUAAGAGAGGUUGGUGAGGAGAACUUGGAAUUGCUUGUUGCGGGGGAAAGUGAUAGCGAGAAAGGGGUCGAGAAGGAGGAUGAGAAGUUGAAACCUGGUAAAGUUUAUGGAACUGAUUUGGGUAAGUCAUACUGA